Messenger RNA from Dacryopinax primogenitus, 1099 nucleotides. RefSeq names its product P-loop containing nucleoside triphosphate hydrolase protein. NCBI's taxonomy places the organism in Eukaryota, Fungi, Basidiomycota, Dacrymycetes, Dacrymycetales, Dacrymycetaceae. Gene Ontology annotation, biological process: mitochondrial RNA 3'-end processing; RNA catabolic process. The transcript has 2 exons. The record is from RefSeq and is a predicted model, not a curated record. The annotation marks the transcript as partial. Gene Ontology annotation, molecular function: RNA helicase activity. Gene Ontology annotation, cellular component: mitochondrial degradosome.
GAAAGGCCUUCUCUGGCGGUUCCUUUCCUGGGCUCCUUCGGUAGUCUCUUCCGACCCCACCACGGGUCCCCUUGCCCACUUACUUGAGCUCGACCGGGUACUUGGCUCAACACCCUCACAGCACCUCCUCUCCUUCUCCCGUGGCUCAAGGGGGAAACAGCGGCGCAUAAUAAUGCACGUCGGUCCUACAAACAGCGGAAAGACGCAUCAAGCGCUACAGGCCCUCGUCCGUGCUCGCACAGGCGUAUAUGCCGGCCCGCUCAGGCUCCUCGCGCACGAGAUUUGGAAACGUGUCAACACGGGACAAAUUGAUGGGCUGGCUAGGACGUGUAACCUCCUCACUGGGGAGGAACAGCGCUGGGUCGGGGAAAGGGCAAGUCAUCUUGCUUGUACGGUGGAGAUGACCCCUUGCGGCACAGAAUUGGACGUCGUGGUGCUCGACGAGAUACAGCUGCUUGCGGACCCCGAUCGGGGAUCGAGCUGGAUGCAGGUGCUCCUAGGUGCGAAUGCGCAAGAAGUGCAUGUCUGUGGAGAGGACACAGCGGUCGGGCUUGUGCAGCGGAUCGCUGAGGAGUGUGGGGACGUCGUCGAGGUGAGGAGGUAUGAGCGCCUUACGCCAUUGAAGAUGGCCAAGCAGAGCUUGAAUGGCGACCUCACUAAGAUCCAGCCUGGAGAUGCAAUUGUUGCGUUCAACAGGAAUCAUAUUUUCCAGAUCGCUAAGCAAGUUACGGAGAAGACUGGACAUGCGACCGCCCUGGCAUACGGGGCCAUGCCACCGGAAGUGAGGAACCAGCAGGCGAGGAUAUUCAACGAUCCUGGGAGUUCGUUGAAUGUGCUCGUUGCUAGUGACGCCAUUGGCAUGGGCCUGAACUUGAAGAUCAAACGAGUCAUCUUCCACCGCAUGACUAAAUGGAACGGCACGGAAGUGGUCGAGCUCUCUCCAAGCCAAGCGAAGCAAAUCGCGGGUCGCGCAGGGAGAUUUGGGCUACACGGAGCUGGGGAAGGAGGGGAAGUGACCACUCUCUUCCCUGGAGACCUGCCCUUGCUGCAGAAGGCAAUGGCGACGCCCAACCCUCCCUUGCUGCGCGGUUACAUCGCC